Cordyceps fumosorosea ARSEF 2679 is the source of this 1869-nucleotide messenger RNA. RefSeq names its product Protein kinase-like domain protein. The record is from RefSeq and is a predicted model, not a curated record. The coding region runs from base 1 to 1869 and encodes 622 amino acids. The transcript has a single exon. Gene Ontology annotation, biological process: intracellular signal transduction; protein phosphorylation. Gene Ontology annotation, molecular function: protein serine/threonine kinase activity; ATP binding. NCBI's taxonomy places the organism in Eukaryota, Fungi, Ascomycota, Sordariomycetes, Hypocreales, Cordycipitaceae.
AUGGCCGAUCCCAAACCGUCGCCUCGGGAGGAGGCGACGGAGGAGAGGACUGAGCCGUUUUCGCAGUCUGAGCUUGACGCCCGUAUCCGUGCCGUCGACGUCAGUGCCUCCGGGCCCAGCCCCGACCAAGAGCAUGUCCCGCUCGACGUCCUCUUGCUCGAGGACCAUCACCACAGACAAAACAUCCGUCUCUUGGUUCGCCCCUUUGCUGAGCUUCCCAGCCUUCCCGCAGCACCUUCAAGCGGUAACUGCCGCUGGCUCGCCCUCCGCGCCGAGAUUGCCUCCUCGGACCAGCCCUCGCACAAGGUCUUGGCCGUACAACAGACCGCCCGCGACAUCAAGUUCUCAGUACGGGUACCUGCAAGCGUUAUCGAUCCUGCCGACACCCUCAUUUGCCCUUCGCUCUGGUGUGAGCUCUACUUCGAUCCUGCCAGCGAUAAGCUCAUCCUCGUCAACCGCUCCGAGGUCCCCAUUGCCCUCGUCCGUCUCUCCCAGACGGCCCCCGCCAGCCCGUCUUUGAACGACUACCCCAUCGUCUACCCGCACGUUACCAAGUCGUUAGAACCUGGCACCUGGCGCAUCAAGGUCUGCGAAACUGCUGUUUUGGAUUUUAGGAUUCUAGAGAAGCGCCCGGUCAUUCUCUAUGAGCAACCGCCUCUGAGUCACAGCCAAAGCACCUUCUCUCGUGGCAGCUCGCUAGUCUCCACUAGCGGCAAGCGUGCCCUGACUCCCGAUGAUGAAGAUGAAGGUGACAAGCGCGUCAAGCGUCGGGUAUCCCAAGUCGAAGGCCGAGCGGCAGACGGUCUUGUCAUGUUUCUAAAUCCCUCGGCAGAUCCCCUGGUCUUUUCGUUACCAAAUGGUGCCAAAAAGGCGGGCAAGGAGCUGGCGGCUGGCAACAACACCAAUGCCCUCCUCGACGCUGAACAGGGCGACACAGUCUACAUGACAGGCAUAUGUGAGCUCGAUGAGUAUCAGCUCAUCAAGCAGGAGCCCAUAGCCUCCACCGCCCAGUCCGCCGUCUUUGUGGGUCGCCAUUCCAAGCGGCCUGACAAUAUCGUCACCGUCAAGGUGCUCAAGACAGUCGUGAGCGGUUCGGAUAAGCCAAACGUACAUGAGCGCAAUGUUAUUCGCCAAGCCGACAUGUGGCAGCGCGAGUACCAGACGCAGGAGAACUUGCAACACCACUCCAUCGUGCGCUACUACGGAGGCGACGCCCGCUUCCUCUCACUGUACAUGGAGCACGUUGAUGCGAAGGAUCUGACUGUUCAAAACCGUUGGAGAAGCAAGCAAGACGACCACUUUACCGGAUCCCGAGAAGACGCAACCCGCAUCUUACGAGACAUCUCUAGCGCGCUCAGCUACAUUCAUGGGCGCCAGCUUGUUCAUAACGACAUCAAGCCGGCCAACGUCCUGUACUCCCUGGAGCGCGGCGCCGUCCUGUGCGACUUUGGCAUGUCGACCGCCACGGCCAGCCCGCCUAGCGGCGGCGGCACACCUUACUACAUCCCUCCCGAGUUUAUCGGGCGCAAACUUCGCGGGCCGGCCGCCGACGUAUGGGCCAUGGGUGUUACCAUGCUGUACCUGUUGCGGAAGCUUCCGCUGCCCGAGAGUCGCGCCAGACCACAGAGCGGCAAACCGCUCUACUGGCUGAUAGCCGGAGUUAAUAACCCGCAGGCCUUGCAGAAAUAUGGCAACGGCCAACCUGCCAUCCUGCAGAUGCGCGCCUGGCUGACAGAGGUGCACGAUGCCGCGCAGAAGCUCGACAAGGACGACCGCCUCGAGCGCAUCGUCAGGGAAAUGCUCACUCCAAAUCCCACUCAGCGCAUCACGAUGCCUUCAAUCCUGGAGCAGCUCACUUCGGGCUUGUAG